Molecule: messenger RNA, 1476 nt
Organism: Corythoichthys intestinalis (scribbled pipefish)
Lineage: Eukaryota; Metazoa; Chordata; Actinopteri; Syngnathiformes; Syngnathidae
Product: acidic mammalian chitinase-like
Exons: 12
Coding region: 194-1201 (335 amino acids)
Biological process (GO): carbohydrate metabolic process
Cellular component (GO): extracellular region
Molecular function (GO): chitin binding
Source: RefSeq, a predicted model, not a curated record
UGCCCUUUGAAAGAAUGACAGACCCAAGCCAAUUGCCCCACCCGAUAUUAUCAACAUGAUGUAUAUAUAAGAAGGAAUAUCUACUCAUUGGUCAUCCAUCAUCAAAGGAAACACUGAAAGCUGCCUUUAAGUUGUCAUUCCAGAAUCUAUUUGGUCUCUGGUUAAAUCUUUGCCAUCCCAAUAAAACAACAACAUGCAGAAGUGCAUUUUACUGGCAGGUUUCUACCUGUUUGCCGCUCAGCUGGGUUCAACCACAAACAUUGUGUGUCAAUAUGAAAGCACAUCAGCUGUACACAGCAGCCAAUUCGAUAUUGCCCGAAUUAGUGGGGACCUGUGCACCCAUCUGAUCUACAGCUCUGUCAACAUUAAUUCCAAUUUUGAAAUUUCGCCAACAACUGAUGAAUUUAAAAAAAUGAAUGCCUUUACUGCAAUAAGCAGCAGCCAGAGUUCGUCGGUGAAAAAGCUUUUAGAGGUCAACUUGACAAUCAAUACACCAAUGGUCUUUGGAGACAGGCAUUCGUUUAUACUAAACACAAUUACCUUCUUGAGAGGACAAAACUUUGAUGGGAUCAACCUCUGGUGGGGGACUGAACAAGUUACGGCGAAUACCAUUUCGCUCAUCUCGGAAUUCAGAACCAAAAUCAAUCAAGAGGCACGUUUAUUUGAAAAGCCUCAACUGCUGCUCACUAUGAGUGUCCCUGCCAUACAUUUCAAUAACAUCCAUUUGAUUGCCAGUGAUGUAGAUUUCUUGAAUGUGAUGACAUCAGACAUUGAAAAAUACAUUAAAUCGCAGAGACCAUCUUUAUGGUCUACAACUGAUUCAUACAAUGAGGCAGUCAACGCGAUGUACAACUGGAGAGAUGAGGGAGCACCAGCCAAUAAGCUUAACAUGGGAAUUGCAGUGUUUGCAGAAACUACUUCUGACACCGCAAGCACCUUUACCGAUUUACCCCGAGGUUUCAUGCCCCUUUCUGAGGUGUGCAAUUGGAUUCAUUUGAAGAGUCCGUUAGUGGGUGAGAUUACCUUCGACACUCAAACUGAAAUCAUUCAAAAGGCGAAUUUUGUUUCCACAAACCAUUUUGGAGGAGUCUUUGUCAUGUCUCUGAACCUGGAUUACUUUGACGUAGAGUUCUGCAAUGGCCGGUUUGGUGAGAUUGGACCUUAUCCAGUCAUCAAAACUCUGAAGAACUACUUCAAGUAAUCACAUUUACAUACCUUACAUAAGUGAAUGGUUUCAUUAUAUUAAAACAUUAAGUCUGCUUUGUCAUACAGAAGAACACAAGCAUUUUGUGGGCGGCCUGCUCCACAGUUAUUAGUUAAUUGGGGUAUUUUUACCUAAAUGUGGGAUGAACUGUUGAGUAUUUUUAUUUCUGGAUGGGGGGGAAAAAAAUCAAUUUUUCAAUGGUGAGCUUGUAUGACUCAGGGUUUUUUUUGGGUGGGGGGUACCGUAUCUAUGAAUUAAAAAUUGAAAUCCAC